AUAUAUUAUCAACAACCCUAGUCCAUAAUUAAGUUUUUUUUUUUAAAAUGGUGAAAGAAGGAUUGAUGCCGAAGCACCCUUCUAAUGCAGUGAACACUUCUGCUAAGUCUAUUAAAAAUUCUAUGGGACCUAACGAACUUCAAAACGUAUUUGCCAAUACUCAUGAACAUCCGCCUAGACACACGAGAAUUAUGUGCACAAAAAAAUCUGCACAAGAUGCCACUUUUCCUCACACUUGUGCUAAAAAAGUAAAAAGACGACGCAACAGUGAUACGUCCAGUGAAGAAGAUAGGUGGCUUACUGCCAUAGAAACUGGACAACUAAACGUUGUUGAUGACGAACUUAAAAAGAUAAAAGAUCCCAAACUUAUGACAGCUCGUCAACGUGCUAUUUAUGAAAGGACACAGGAUUCGGAGAUAAAUGGCUUUUUAGAAGAGCUAAUUGCUCUUCCAAGUGGUUAUAAAGAAAAGGAAAAGCCGCAGACUGCGGAGGAAAUUCAUAAAGCUCUUUUGAAAUCUCAAAAACGAAAGCAACAAGCUGACGAAAGGCGAGAAAAAGAUAAACUGAAGACAAUGGAGCGCUUAUUAAAAAAACAGGCAACCAACAAGGACCGCACUUCAAUUCGCAAUAAGUCCGCACAACAGGCUUCUUAUCCAAAAAUAACCUAUAUAAGUGCUGUUAAUGGCAACUAUGUAAUAGUUCCCACAGGUUACGAAUUUCCUUUAAAGGCACAAAUCCCUCGUACACCGCCUCUUUCACAGGUGUGCUAUGUAAGCGGUUGUGAAAAUCGCAAGACAUAUAAUUGUUCAACGACAAAAGUUCCAUUAUGCAGUCUUACAUGUUAUCGCAAGAACCUUUUACACAAUAUCAACUAAAUAAGGAAAACGUCUUUGUAAUCGGAUUUAAUUUUAAUAUUGAUUGACAAAAAAACUGUUUUUUAUUUCAUGUUUGUCAGUUUCAAUUCGCUGUAAAAACUGCAAUUCGCCUUUUAAGCGAUCAAGUUCUACCGUUUGCUCAAAUAUCUCAUAUUGAUAGACUUGCUGCAUACUCUGGCGCUGAAUAAAUGCCGUUUUUAAUUGAUUUUGUGUACCAAAAGCGCGCAGUUUUUCCAUAUCGACAUCGUUAGCAAAGAUUUUAGAUAUAUUACAAUAAUUAAACACAAACUUUUUAAAAAUUGUGAAUGCUUUGCUGUAUUUAAAGCAUUCUUGUUUAAACUUUAUUUUGCUACUGGAAAGGUUUGGAUGCUCAACUCGCACGGUGUAGAUUUCAUCUAUAAACACACCAGCUUUAAGAAGUUCUUCCAUCUUAAUGCAAUUGUAUAAAUUUUAUACUUCCCUAUGAUGCGUUGCGCUGCCACUGACAACUACAAGAAUCGUAAACAAAAUAGCUGCGCAUGUGUAUAUGAAAAUGUAUACAAAAUUGCUUUAUAUCAUUAGUAUUUUUCUUUUAAACGGCGAGGAAUAUCCAUAACACAGGCGUUAGUGGCGAGGAAUUCGAAGUUGCCGAGGAAACCCUCGGGAGUACCGAAAAAUUAGCAUGGUUUUUCCCGGGUACUCCUCUGGAAAAUACCUGUAAAUACCUUUUAAUAUACAGAAAAAUCUCCCAAAAAUCGUAAAAAAAAAGGUCUACAAUAAAUUUAUUUUUAUUUUUAUUUAUUCUAAUUUACAUUAUUUUUAUACCCGUUACUCGUACAGUAAAGGUAAACUAAAUUGGUUGAAUAGUAUGUAACAGUCAGAAGGAAGGGUUUCCGACCAUAUAAGGUAUAUAUAUUCACGAUCAGAAUCAAUAGCCGAGUCGAUCUGACCAUGUCCGUAUGAAAGUCGAGAUCACAGGAACUAUAAAAGCUAGAAAGUUGAUUUUAGGCAUGCAGACUCCAGUGACAUGGAGGCAGCGCAAAACGGUCGCUGUUAAUAGCAACUAUGUAAUAGUUGCCACAGGUUACGAAUUUCCUUUAAAGGCACAAAUUCCUCGUACACCGCCUCUUUCACAGGUGUGCUAUGUAAGCGGUUGUAAAAAUGGCAAGACAUAUAACUGAUCAACGACAAAAGUUCUAUUAUGCAGUCUUACAUGUUAUCGUAAGAACCUUUUACACAAUAACCAGAUAAGGAAAACGUCUUUGUAAUCGGAUUAAAUUUUAAUAUUGAUUGACAAAAAAACUGUUUACUAUUUCAUGUUGUUCAGUUUCAAUUCGCUGUAAAAACUGCAAUUCGCCUUUUAAGCGAUCAAGUUCUACCGUUUGCUCAAAUAUCUCAUAUUGAUAGACUUGCUGCAUACUCUGGCGCUGGAUAAAUGCCGUUUUUAAUUGAUUUUGUGUACCAAUAGCGCGCAGUUUUCCUUAUCGACAUCGUUAGCAAAGAUUUAGAUAUAUUACAAUAAUUAAACACAAACUUUUUAAAAAUUGUGAAUGCUUUGCUGUAUUUAAAGCAUUCUUGUUUAAACUUUAUUUUGCUACUGGAAAGGUUUGGAUGCUCAACUCGCACGGUGUAGAUAUCAUCUAUAAACACACCAGCUUUAAGUUCUUCCAUCUUAAUGCAAUUUUAUACUUCCCUAUGAUGCGUUGCGCUGCCACUGACAACUACAAGAAUCGUAAACAAAAUAGCUGCGCAUGUGUAUAUAAAAAUGUAUACAAAAUUGCUUUAUAUCAUUAGUAUUUUUCUUUUAAACGGCGAGGAAUAUCCAUAACACAGGCGUUAGUGGCGAGGAAUUCGAAGUUGCCGAGGAAACCCUCGGGAGUACCGAAAAAUUAGCAUGGUUUUUCCCGGGUACUCCUCUGGAAAAUACCUGUAAAUACCUUUUAAUAUACAGAAAAAUCUCCCAAAAAACGUAAAAAAAAAGGUCUACAAUAAAUUUAUUUUUAUUUUUAUUUAUUCUAAUUUACAUUAUUUUUAUACCCGUUACUCGUACAGUGAAGGUAAACUAGAAUGGUUGAAUAGUAUGUAACAUUUAGAAGGAAGAGUUUCCGACCAUAUAAGGUAUAUAUAUUCGUGAUCAGAAUCAAUAGCCGAGUCGAUCUGGCAAUGUCCAUAUGAAAGUCGAGAUCUCAGGAACUAUAAAAGCUAGAAAGUUGAUUUUAAGCAUGCAGACUCCAGUGACAUGGAGGCAGCGCAAGACGGUCGCUGUUAAUAGAAACUAUGUAAUAGUUCCCACAGGUUACGAAUUUCCUUUAAAGGCACAAAUCCCUCGUACACCGCCUCUUUCACAGGUGUGCUAUGUAAGCGGUUGUAAAAAUGGCAAUACAUAUAAUUGAUCAACGACAAAAGUUCUAUUAUGCAGUCUUACAUGUUAUCGUAAGAACCUUUUACACAAUAACCAAAUAAGGAAAACGUCUUUGUAAUCGGAUUAAAUUUUAAUAUUGAUUGACAAAAAAACUGUUUAUUAUUUCAUGUUGUUCAGUUUCAAUUCGCUGUAAAAACUGCAAUUCGCCUUUUAAGCGAUCAAGUUCUACCGUGUGCUCAAAUAUCUCAUAUUGAUAGACUUGCUGCAUACUCUGGCGCUGAAUAAAUGCCGUUUUUAAUUGAUUUUGUGUACCAA
Messenger RNA from Drosophila yakuba, 3531 nucleotides. RefSeq names its product INO80 complex subunit B. The transcript is spliced from 2 exons. The record is from RefSeq and is a predicted model, not a curated record. The coding region runs from base 48 to 875 and encodes 275 amino acids. Gene Ontology annotation, biological process: chromatin remodeling. Gene Ontology annotation, cellular component: Ino80 complex. NCBI's taxonomy places the organism in Eukaryota, Metazoa, Arthropoda, Insecta, Diptera, Drosophilidae.